UGGAGAUGGUGAGUGUUCCGGGAGCAAGUGUUCAUCAGGACGGGGAGACUGUGGCCUGGGAACCGAGGGGACAUGAGGAGAGAAAUGCGGUGAUGGAAGCUCGGUCCCGGGCUAGAGAUGAGAAAGCUGAUGGGUGGAGGCCGAAUGAAAUCGUCUGGAGAAACGUUAUCCUCAUGGCCCUUCUGCACAUCGGGGCGGUAUAUUCCCUCCUUGUUAUCCCCAGAGCGAAGCCCCUUACCUGGGUAUGGUCCUAUGUGUGUUUYAUCGUGACAGCCCUGGGAGUGACAGCAGGGGCCCAUCGGCUGUGGAGCCACCGCUCCUACAGAGCCAAGCUCCCUCUCAGAGUCUUCCUCGCAGCCGCCAACUCCAUGUCCUUCCAGAAUGACAUCUAUGAGUGGGCGAGAGACCACCGUGUGCACCACAAGUUCUCAGAGACAGAUGCAGACCCCCACAAUGCAACACGAGGCUUCUUCUUUGCUCACAUUGGCUGGCUGUUUGUGCGUAAACACCGUGAUGUCAUCGAGAAGGGAAAGAAGCUGGACGUCACUGAUCUCUUGGCUGAUCCCGUCGUCCAGUUUCAGAGAAAGUACUAUAAGACCACGGUCCUGAUAAUGUGCUUCCUGGUUCCCACCGUGGUUCCCUGGUACUUCUGGGGCGAGACGCUAUGGAACUCCUACUUCCUGGCRUCCAUCUUGCGUUACACCGUCUCGCUCAAUGUCACCUGGCUGGUGAACAGCGCCGCCCACAUGUACGGGAACCGACCGUACGACCAGAACAUCAGCCCCCGGGAGAACCGCUGGGUCACCUUCGGAGCCAUCGGUGAAGGUUUCCAUAACUUUCAUCACACUUUCCCCUUUGACUACUCUACCAGUGAGUUCGGGCUGCGUUUCAACCCCACCACAUGCUUCAUCGAUCUCAUGUGCUGGAUGGGCCUGGCCAGCAACCGCAAGAAGGCAUCCGUGGAAAUAAUACAGGCCAGGAAACUAAGGACAGGGGAGGGGAGCUACGGGGCAGUCAACACUAGACAAGAAAAAGAAACAUGAGUGGUGGUUCUCACUGAACCAAGUUGUGGUUCAGAAGUCCAUGAUGAAGACGUCAAUAUUUUCUUAUGCCGCCAUGCAUUAUGGUUUCUAAUCAUGAUUUGCCUGCUAUAUUUUCUACUUUGUUCUUUUUGGUCCYCACAAUUGCAUAUUAUGUUCUGACACAAAGGUGUAGUUUUUGACYCACUGGUUAGUUAAUCCAAGGUUUGAUGUGGAAACCAAGACAACCAGACACCUUUUGAAAUCAGAAUAUCAAAUCCUAGCAUUGAUACUUACCUGUUGCAAGAGCUGCCACAAGCUAGGUUCUACAGUGCAAUACCCUGUGGAGAAGGGUUUCUACUGCAGGGUGACUGGUGGUGAGACAUGAUCACUCCUGCAUUCAGGAUACACGUGCUGUUUAUUGUCAACAUUUUGGUUGUCAUGUCUUGGAAAAAGGUCACAGAAUGAAACGUGGACAGUAAAUGUCACAUGCAGAGGUAAUGGUGUGUGGGAGUUUACUCCUGUCACCUGUACCAAGUCACCCCACCCCCUCCAAUCCUUCAUCACACCUAGAGAUCAACUUAGGUGGUGUGAAAAAUGUGUUCCGGGUACAGCCUAUCAGUGACCCAGACAUACAGAAUACAUGAACGUCUAAAUAAGUUUAUUGCUAGUGUCAGCACUCUGACUGAGUGACUGACUCACUGACUGAGGAAGAACUGACUGACUGAUGACUGA
Messenger RNA from Salvelinus sp. IW2-2015, 1754 nucleotides. Its product is annotated as stearoyl-CoA desaturase 5-like. Gene Ontology annotation, molecular function: stearoyl-CoA 9-desaturase activity; iron ion binding. Gene Ontology annotation, cellular component: endoplasmic reticulum membrane. Lineage: Eukaryota; Metazoa; Chordata; Actinopteri; Salmoniformes; Salmonidae. Gene Ontology annotation, biological process: unsaturated fatty acid biosynthetic process. The record is from RefSeq and is a predicted model, not a curated record.